GCAGUUGAAGGGCUAAACUUAAUUUUGCCAGAACAUUCUGAUGACAAGCAAAGCUUCAGUACGGAAGCAUUUAAGAAGAUGUGGCGACUGAGAAUUCUCUGGCUGGGAAAUAUAAGGCUGACUGGAAGCUACAAACAUCUUUCCAAGGAGUUAAGAUUGUUGUAUUGGAAAGGAUUUCCUCUUGAAGCCAUACCAGCAGAUUUUGAUCAACGAAACCUAGUUUAUUUAGGCCUGAGCUACGGCAAGAUGGUACGAGUUUGGGAGGAUUCGGAGCUGGUACGACAUAAUUAUCAAUGUCCUUUUGCCUAAGAAGUUGAAGUAUCUCGUUCUUAGACACUGCCAUAACCUGACCGAAUUACCAGACUUUUCAAAACUCCCACAUCUCAAGGCAUUGAACCUCAGAGGCAGUAAGGGUUGGUGUGGGGGUUACCAUUUUUUGGCACAACUGAAGAUGAUUGAGUCAUUAGAUCUCAGCGACUGUAAUAUAACAGACGGUGCCGUUCUCGAAAUAAUUGGGAGUCUAUCUUCUUUAACAAAAUUAGGUCUAGAUUGGAAUGGUUUUAAUAGGCUACCCAUUCUCAGUGGCCUUUCUCAGCUUCGGUUUUUAUUUCUAAAUCAUUGCACAAACCUUCAGGCAAUCCCAGAUUUGCCGACGAGUUUGAUUGAAUUGAAAGCGAAUUACUGCACUGCACUGGAAAUAAUGUCCGACUUUUCAGAGAUGUCGAAAAUGAGGAAAUUGGAACUGAAAGACUGCCGCAAACUCAAAGAUAUUCCAAACUUGGAGAACUCAAUGGACUACAUGCAUUCAAUUCAUAUGGAAGGGUGUACCAGUCUCACUGAUACUUUUAAGGAGAACCUCCAAACGAAAAAUGCAUUUGGUGGAAUUCUUCUCUCUGGAAAUGAUAUUCCUAACCGGUUAGCCUAUGUCGCAAGAGAGGAUGAAACUGUUGAAUUUAAAGUGCCACCAAGUCUUGAUUAUAUAGGAGGGUUGGCUUUGGGCAUCGUUUAUUCUUCGGACAACUCUGACUGCACUGGGACUCUAAUCAUUGAUGUUGUUAAUCGUACCCAGCGAACUAUUUUUCGCGUUUGGGCAAUGGAGGGCACCGUAACUGCUUCCCCUGAAUAUUAUCUUUGGUUGGGAAAUCUUUCAAACAAGAUGCUCAAUCUGAAAGGCGGCGACAAGUUUCUUGUAACAUCAGAAUUUUAUGAAUGUGAUAAUAGAAUUAAGGUGAACAAAACAGGAGUGGAUAUUGUAAAAUGGGAUUUGUAUGAUGGUAGUACUAAUUGGGAGGACUAUGAGACCAUGUCAUAUGAGUCUGAUGAAGACACUGAUGACGAUACACAGUUGAGCAUAUGCCACGUUUUCCUUUGCUACAAGACCCCCGAGGCAUGGCCGUGGUGCAUUGAAGGCUCUAAGUCCAAUCUGCUCCCUAAGUUCUUCGCCUCCGCUCUCAAAGCUUGCAAGAACGACAUCACCUUUAAGGUCCGUUUUCCAGUUUGUGUUUUGUUGAAUUUUAAAUGGUAGAAGCUUCUUGGGUUCAAUUUAAAUGUGUUGUUAUCAACUAUUGAAUUGCUUUCGAAGCUGUUUGGCUACUCCCUUAACGCCAUUUUUCCUUUUCUUUUCAGCUUCUUCGAUUUGCAGCCCCCUUAUUUUUAUUCCUUUUCCAAAUUUAGCUUUUUUCCCUAUUUUUGUAUCUUUUGGCUAAUUUUGUGGAUCUUAGUCAGUGCUGUGGGUAUUGGUGAAUUUCUAGCAUGUUUAAGCGUGCAGUUUUUGUUAUAAUGCAUGGAUUGUGUCUUGUUCAAUUUUAAAUCUCAGAAGCUUUUAAUUUUUUUUGGGUUCAAUUUUAAAUGGGUUGUUAUCAACCAUUGAAUUGCUUUUGGAGUAUUCAUUUGAUAAGAGAGAUGGGGGGUUCUUUUGGGUGAAACUUUUGAUUCGUGAUAUUUUUAGUUAGGUUGUGUUGUGGGUUUUCGUAAAUUUCUAUCGUGUUUAUGCGUGCAUUUUUUUGUUAUAGAUUUGGAAGAACAUAGCAUUACAGGGUGUUGAGGGUUUGCUGGCGGGGGAAAGUAGUAGCGUUAAGAUUUGCAGGUGAGAUAUUAGGGUGAGAGAAAAACAGGACAAAGAGCAUCGAAGACACAUUUGGGAUUAGGGGUAGCAAAAUAGGGGAAAAGAAUAUGACAGAGGAAUGGACUCUUAAUUUUUUCUUGACUGGUUUGGGAUUUUGCUUGCCUCUGGGGUCGUCGUUGGCGUCAAGCCAUUUGGUGUCAAGUGGUGUCUGUUUUUUCAUAACUUUUAUUACUAAUUUUCAUGUCAUUUGCGAUUUUGUGUCCUAGGAUUUCUGAAUUUUAUCGUUCAUUGUCAGUUUAAACUUUUUUUUGUCUUUCAUAUGUUUGUUUAAUAUGUUGUGUUUGUGCUGGGACGCGGUUUUGCAAGUUCUCUUUCCAUUGGGACCACUACAUUUUAUAAGUGAUGAGGGUGAGGUUUAGAUACUCAAAACACUCCAUUUUUUUUUCCAAAUAUGUUCGUUUGGUUCUCUUCGGUUUUAAAUUUUUAAAAUUAAAUGGUUAUUUUGAUAAAAUGGUUUAUUAGUUUAUCUUAUGUGUUGUGAUCAGGAAUUCAAUUGGAUUGGGUAAAAUGCUUUAUCAAUUUACGUUAUAGGGAAUUUUGUGUAUUAUGGUCUGAGUUUUAUUGCACAUCGUUUGUUCUUUUUUCUUUGUUUGCCGGUUUAUUUUGCAGGGGAUCACUAUAAAAUUGUUUGAGGGUAAGAUUUAGAUAAUAAAAUUCGAAACGAGGCAUUCCUUUUCUUUUUGGAAAGUAAUUUAAAAGCUCUGCAUAGAUAGUUAACUGUGUUGAAAUGUCUUGAUAAAACCUAAACAUUUUGUUAUAUGUGAAUGUUCAUUCCUUACUACAAAUAUAAUAGGCAUAGUGGUCUAAAAAAUUAAAACCCACUGACACAUGACAUCAGAAAUUCAAACCAAUUUCUACUGUUACCAUUACCUUCUUUCAUUCAGAUCAUCAGCAUGUAGUUCAAAUCUAGAUCAAACCUAGAUGAAAUUCAGGUGACAUUAUUUAUUG
This is a messenger RNA of Pyrus x bretschneideri (Chinese white pear), 3073 nucleotides long. RefSeq names its product TMV resistance protein N-like. The transcript is spliced from 3 exons. Lineage: Eukaryota; Viridiplantae; Streptophyta; Magnoliopsida; Rosales; Rosaceae. Bases 452 to 1525 code for a protein of 357 amino acids. The record is from RefSeq and is a predicted model, not a curated record.